AUGUGCGGCGCGGUAGAUCCAGGCUCCGGGACCAAUAAGUUCACCUUCAGCAAGUCGCAGAAGCGCGUCAUCCGGCGCGUCCGCCGGGCGGUGGAGCUCCUGCAGGAGCAGACGCCCGGCUGCCCGCACACCGGGCCCGGGGCCCUGUCGGCCGGGGCCGCCGCCUCUCCCCCCUCCCGGCGCCCGAGCGUGGUGGAGCUCUUCGACGCGGCGGCCGGUGGCAUGCCGGGCGGCGUGGCCAAGCCCGGCAUGCCGGGCGCGCCCGGCAUCGCCACCGGGCCCCUCGGCGGCGCCGGCGCCAGCACCGGCGCCGGGGACUCCAUGUCCGUGGCCGACUGGCCGCUGCAGGUGACCACCCGGCCGGCGGCCUUCCGCCAGGAGGCCUUCGAGCUGUAUGUCCGCCACCGGGCCCGGCUGCAGGGGACGCACUUCUUCUCGUCGCUGGAUGUCGGAUCGGCCGGCGGCGGUGCCGAGGCAGGCGGCCGGCGCUCGGGGGCCCCCGGGCCCGGGGGCUUCCCGGUGCCGGGGAGCCCGGCCUGCCCGGCCGCCGGGCCCGGUGCCGGGGCGGCCGUGUCCCCGGCCGAGCUGGCCCGCCUGGCGGCCCAGCCGCUGGGCGAGCUGGGCGUCGACCUGCACGAAGCCGAGCAGGCCUUUCGCCAGCUGUAUGUCGACUCGCCGCUGUUGCUGGAGCGUGCGGAUGGCGGGCCGACUGCGGCGGCCCCGGGGCCGGCCGGGGCCGGGGCCGAUACCCCCUCCGGGCCCGGGCCCGGGCCCGGGCCCGGGCUCGAUCCCGAGGUGGUCUUCGCCAACCGAUCGCUGGACACCUUCCCGGCCAUGGUGUAUGGCACCUUCCAUGACGAGUACCGGACCCCCUGCGGGCGGCUGGUGGCCCUGGCCCUGGUGGACCGGCUGCCGCACAUGGUGUCCCGCACGCGGCCGGUCAUCUUCGAUCCGUAUGUCCUGCUGGCGGCCGCCGGGCCGGGGUGCGUGCGGGGGCCGUGCGGGGCGGCCGGCAGCCGGCGCCCCGGCGGCGGCGGAGGUCCCCCCCUGCCGCCGGCCCCGACGCUGGCCGACAUCGCCCAAGUGGGCAAGCUUUCCAUCGGGGUGUACACCACGCUGGAGCUCAUGUGGCGGACCAAGCACUUUUGCGGGCUGCUGAUGCAACGCUACCAUGCCGGCAUGGCCGGGGGGGCGGCGCCAUCCUCCGCCCCCUCGGGGUCGAGUCCCGCCGGCGCGGCCGCGGGGGAUGGGUCGCGGGCCGGGCGGGCCGGGGCUCGGCCGGGCCGGCGUGUGCGUCGGCCGGCCGGGGCCGGGGCCGGGGCCGGGGCCGCGCCUCGGCGGCCGCCCGUCCUGGCUGACGCCAUCCAAUCGCUGGCGCAUGGAUCGGCCGGGGCCGGGGCCGGGGCCGCCUCGGCGGCCGGGCCGCCGGUCCAGCGCUAUGUGCACUUCGGCUACUACUACUAUGCCUCCUCGUCGCCGGCGUCGCACCUGGCCCUGCCGGCCUUCUCCGGCGGCGCCGGCCCCGGUGGGCUUGGCGGCGGGGGCGGGGGCGGUGCCGGGCGCGGCGCCGGCCCCGGCGCCCCCCGGCAAUCGGCUCGCUUCACCGCCUCGUACCUGGGGUCCGGGGCGCUGGCCGGCGCGGCGGCCAUGGCCCAGAGCGCCAACGCCCCGACCGGCCUGGAGAUCCUGGACAGCCAGGCAUUUGUGUGGCUCCCGCUGGACCUGUGCCGGCCGCUGUUGGCGCGCCAUGCCCGGCGGGCCACCUUCGUCAGCGAGGAGACCGCCCUGGUCUUCCGCGAGGAUGAGAUCUCUGACCGGGACCUGGACGAUGUGCCGAUCGACAGCGCCGACCCGGCCGGCUGUUUGCUGGCCAAGGACCACGGGGUGUUUGGCCCGGGCCGUCACUCGCGCCAUGAGCGGGGGCGGUAUGCCUCCCUGUUCGCGGGGUCGGUGCCCCGACGGAUGAUCGUCCGCUUCACAUAG
Molecule: messenger RNA, 1983 nt
Organism: Fonticula alba
Lineage: Eukaryota; Rotosphaerida; Fonticulaceae
Exons: 3
Coding region: 1-1983 (660 amino acids)
Source: RefSeq, a predicted model, not a curated record